AUGGGGCGCUGGCACGGCCGGCUUUAUGCGACGGAUCGGGCCAGAGAUUUUGAUCAUGAGAGAGACCGUCAUGUUCGAGUCCGACAGAUCUACGAAACCAUCGAUCGGCAACCGUUUCAAUGGGUUGUGGUACUGGUCGCCGGAGUUGGCUUCUUGCUGGAUGGUUUCUCUCUCUUCGCUGGCAAUAUCGCCCUGCCCAUGAUCGCUUAUGUCUACUGGAAUGAAGAAGUUUCCUCGUUUCGCCUCACCUGUAUCAACAUUGUAACUCUUACCGGCACACUCGUUGGACAAGUCCUAUUUGGCUUCCUAGCCGACCAGAAGGGUCGCAAGAGAAUGUAUGGUAUCGAGUUGGUAUUACUCAUUGGCGCAACCCUCGGUGUGGUCAUGAGCUCCCGUGGCUCUAAUGGAAGCAUGAGUGUCUAUGCUUGGUUGAUCUGGUGGAGAAUCAUCGUUGGAAUAGGUGUAGGCGCAGAUUAUCCUCUGUCAGCCGUCAUUACCGCAGAAUUUGCGCCAACGAAGCACCGGGCCAGAAUGAUGGCUACGGUAUUCUUCAUGCAGCCGCUGGGGCAGAUUUUUGGAAACGUAGUCUCACUCAUCGUGGUUAGCAUCUCUCGAAAGUCGAAUCAUGAAGAUAUGAUAAGGUCGGUCGAUAUCAUGUGGCGUUGGAUUAUCGGUCUUGGAGUCGUCCCUGGUGUCAUCGCUCUGCUUUUCCGCUUCGCCAUUCCCGAGACCCCCCGCUUCUUACUCGAUAUCGAAGACGACCCUAUCAAAGCCGAAUUUGACGCCACUCAGCUCUUCGGCGAGUCGUCGAUGGGCAGCGAGCUGGAAAACGGCAUGUGGUGUGAUUCCCCCCCCGCAUCGCACGCCUCGAGCCAGUCCGUGGACAUACCCGUGGACGUCAAUCCAUCGUGGGUGAUCACAUCCGCCCCACCCACGACACUGAACUCGUCUUGGAAGCUAUCCAAGGCGGACAUCAUCCAAUAUUUCUGGACCGAAGGGAACUGGCGCACUUUAUUCGCGACAUCGAUGUGUUGGCUCCUACUCGACUUCGGGUUCUACGGAAUUGGACUCUCAAGUCCCCAGUUCCUCGCAAAGACAUGGGGAAAUCUCGCCAUCACCGGGCCCAGCCCUCCCUGGAUGACCGAUCCCAACAAAGACCCCUAUGCCAUGUUCCUCGAGACGUCCAUCCAAGCCCUCGUGAUCCUGAACACAGGCAGUUUUGUGGGCGGCCUCCUGUGGAUCACAUGCGCGAACCGCCUGAACAGAGUCAGCCUCCAGAAAUACGGCUUCCUGGCGCUCGCCGCGCUGUUCAUUGCCCUAGGCACGGUCUUCAUCACGAUCCAGCGCGAAGGCACACUCGCAAUCUGCCUGUACGUGAUCGGCCAAGUGGCAUUCAACUUCGGGCCCAACUCGACCACCUAUAUAAUCCCCGCCGAGCUCUUUCCCACCCGCUACCGCGCAAGCUGCCAUGGCAUCAGCGCUGCGGCCGGAAAAUUGGGCUCUAUCCUCGUCCAGGUGUUCUCCGCGUACUACAAAUUCGGCUCGUCGAGUCCCGGCGAUGACCAGACCAAGCGCUACGGCACGAUUCUGGUGGUGUUCAGUGUGUGUAUGAUUUUUGGUGCGAUCAUUACACAUUUCUGGAUCCCAGAAGUCCAGGAGAAAGCCAAGCGUGGAGAGAUAUGGGCCGGCAAGGCGAAGAGUCUCGAGGAGCUGGCGCUGGGUAGGUGGGGUCUCAGGAGUCAGUCGGUGAUCCGCAGUCAGCCGAGUCGGGCUAUCGACGGGCUGCGAUCAUAA
Messenger RNA from Exophiala aquamarina CBS 119918, 1794 nucleotides. RefSeq lists its product as uncharacterized. The transcript is spliced from 4 exons. Gene Ontology annotation, molecular function: carboxylic acid transmembrane transporter activity. Gene Ontology annotation, cellular component: plasma membrane. NCBI's taxonomy places the organism in Eukaryota, Fungi, Ascomycota, Eurotiomycetes, Chaetothyriales, Herpotrichiellaceae. The coding region runs from base 1 to 1794 and encodes 597 amino acids. Gene Ontology annotation, biological process: carboxylic acid transport; transmembrane transport. The record is from RefSeq and is a predicted model, not a curated record.